AUGCUAUACGCCUAUACGCUUUAUAUUAGUUUCGCCGGCCUUCGCAUCUGCGAGGUCAGCGUCGAUAUCAUCAAAUCACUGCCUCCGUUUUUCGCCGCCCUGAGUCCUAAAUCAGCGCAUGCGCUGGCCGAGAUUCGGGUCCAGAGGCAAGAUCUUUCUGCUCAGGUUGUGGACGUCAUCGACACGCUUGGGUUACAGAUCUUUCCCGAUCUCGAACUGGAGAUGUUGGGCACCAGUAGUUCUCAAGAUGAUGGCACCUACCAAUCCGAACUGAAGAGCACGCCGCCCAGUGGGCCCGAAACGCCAGUUCGCAACCGGAGUAUGAGCCGCCAUAGAAGGGGAAGCAGCUCCAUCGGGUUGGAUUCUUACCCUCACUACGGCUCGCUCAAAGCGCUCACCAUCGUUACAAAGGAUGAUCUCGGAGAGGCCAAUAGGCGCAUCACAGACUUCAUGUCCCAGAAGCGCCAAGACCCUGAGACUGCCCUGGGAGAAAAUUGUAGUCCGGAACGUGCGGGAAGCUCAGGGGUGGAAGCAAAGAAAAUCGUCUGA
This is a messenger RNA of Parastagonospora nodorum SN15, 549 nucleotides long. RefSeq lists its product as hypothetical. Lineage: Eukaryota; Fungi; Ascomycota; Dothideomycetes; Pleosporales; Phaeosphaeriaceae. Gene Ontology annotation, molecular function: glycerol-3-phosphate O-acyltransferase activity; glycerone-phosphate O-acyltransferase activity. Gene Ontology annotation, biological process: phospholipid biosynthetic process. The coding region runs from base 1 to 549 and encodes 182 amino acids. The record is from RefSeq and is a predicted model, not a curated record. Gene Ontology annotation, cellular component: endoplasmic reticulum membrane. The transcript is spliced from 3 exons.